Molecule: messenger RNA, 3168 nt
Organism: Kockovaella imperatae
Lineage: Eukaryota; Fungi; Basidiomycota; Tremellomycetes; Tremellales; Cuniculitremaceae
Exons: 4
Coding region: 1-3168 (1055 amino acids)
Biological process (GO): biosynthetic process
Source: RefSeq, a predicted model, not a curated record
AUGUCGACGGAUGAAGGGCCAAGCACUGGCACGAUGCACGAGCUCAAUGCAGAAGCAUCGACCAGUAGUACGACUAGACUGUCUAACCUCGACGCUCCUCUUGGUCCCCUCUCAUCUCUACCUGCCUCAUCUACAGGUCUUCAAGAAUGGAAGAUUCUCCUCUUGUGCACCGCUGUCAACUCGUUUUCCCAACGUGUGAUCACGUAUUUCGAUUUCCUUGGGCUGAAGAACGUCUCGGUCCAAAUCGCCUCAAAUGACGAGGCGAUGAUCUCGGCCUGCGAGGAAUGGGAUCCCGAUAUGGUCGUUUGCCCAUUCUUGACCCGAGUCAUUCCAGAACGUGUCUUUGGCAGGUGGACCACACUCGUCGUUCACCCUGGUCCGCCCGGUGACGCUGGACCUUCAUCCCUCGACUGGGUCUUACUGGGGGACAAUGGUUCCGAUGCCGACUCGACGUCCGCGCUCAACACACUGCUGAACACCUCGUCCACUUCCUGGUCCGGAGAACGACGCUCACACUGGGGAACGAUCGUUUUUCAAGCCAACGAACACCUGGACGGAGGCGCCAUAUGGGCAUGGGAGCAGUACGAGCUUCCGACCCUAGGAACUUUGACCAAGGCUCAGCUCUAUCAAACAUUGCACUCCCAAGGUGCCAUUUCUGCCCUUAUCACGGCCAUGAUUCGAGUCUAUGAAACCACCUCGACUCUUCCCAAAGACCAGCGAGUCUCGGCUCGACCUCGCGAAGAGUGGCAGAAACUCAGUGUGACGUCUCAACUCACUUUCCAAGGUGGUUCAACACACGAACGACCCUUGAUCCAAUCAAAACUGAGGAAACCUGAUUUUGCCAUUCACACCGCCACGGAUGUUCAGAGGAUCAUCUAUGCCAGUGAUUCUCAGCCGGGUGCGCAGCUCGCUCCGCUCACUGGCGAUUCCAAGACCAGCUUGUUCGCCUACGGAGCUCAUUUACACCUCGAUGCGGCGACCGUCCCGAAGGAAUUGUACACUUGUCUAGGCUACGAAUCAAUGGACCAAGUGCCUGAUGGCCGUAUCCUCGCUCAUCGACACGGAGCGAUAUUCGUCAAGACCAGAUCUACCGACCCAGAGGAUGCUGCCGGAGUCUGGAUAACCCACGGAAGAGUACCUAAGAAAGCUGGAACUCCGCUCGAGCCAAAGGUACCCAUGGUACAAGCUAUCGAAUCCUCGGGCCAUGCGUCAGCGUUGCAAGGUGUACAAGAAUGGUCACAGGAGACGUUUGAUCACGUCCCCGGGACCUGGCAGGAAGUUUAUGUCAAGAGCAUCCAUCAAGGUGAUCGAUUGGCUCAGUGUGUUUAUUGGAACUUUUACAAUGGGGCUUUUUCGACGAGACAAUGCCAACUUUUGUUGAAAGCGUGCCAGUGGGCCGUGGAACCGGAGAGAGGCAAUGUCAAGGCUUUGGCAUUGAUGGGCGGAUCAUACUUCUCAAAUGGGAUCGCACUCAACACCAUCGAAGCGUCUGCGCAUCCAGGUCAAGAGACAUGGGCAAAUAUCUCCGCUAUUGACGAUAUUGUCGAAUUCCUGGUAUCCGACACCUCGGCCGACAGAUCUCCUUUUAUGAGACAUGUCGAACCGCUGUGCGAACGUGGCAUCGUCACUGUCGCGUGCGUCAGAAGCAACGCAGCUGCCGGAGGUGUAGCGCUCGCUGCUGGAUGCGAUGUGGUCAUGGCUGGUAGAGGAGUGGUCUUAAAUCCCGCUUAUCGAGCCAUGGGUCUACAUGGAUCGGAAUUCCAUUCAUACUCUUACCUCACUCGAUGUGGUGAAUCUCGCUCUGCGGCCAUGCUACGCGAUAUGAUGCCUCAAUCAUCGACUCAAUCUCGCGAGACUGGCUUGGUGGAUAUCGAAAUUGGAUCUUGCACUUCCACCUCAUCUGAGAUCGAAUCACUCUGUAUCGAACAGAUCAAAACACUCCUGCAAUCCUCGUCGACACAGCCUCUACAAUGUGCCCCGUGGUCAACGUUCACUUCCGACUCGACCCCUCCUUCCAUCGCUCCUUCCGUUCACAUCUCUCUGACCGACUGGAUGUGUAAAGUCAAAAGGGACAAGUAUCGACAUCGCUCAUUUCCUCCACUCGUACACUUCAGGACUGAAGAGUUAUCUCAGAUGCUAUUGGACAGCUUCCACUCGAUUCGAUCGAAAAGAUAUCACGAAAGACGAUACAAGUUCAUCCGCAAGGUCAAGUCGGACGCCACGCCCUCUCGGUACAUUCGACAUCGGCAAGUCGAGCAAGAUGAAGAGGAACGAGAGGAGUUUGACGAUGCACCCGGUUGGACAAGAGGCGAAGAGUGGUCUUGGGCGGAUUUACCGAUCCCAGCGUCUCUCGCGACGUCGGAGAAGACCAGAGUUCCACUGUACUCUGCCGACGAUAAUGCGCCUCGAAAAGCGAGCAUCGUCGUCUCUCACGUCGAAUCCGAUACCUGUACGGCUGUCGAAUCGUCACCGAAUCUCGAGGCUGAAGCCGGCACUCCUGAUAAAUCCCUCUUACGACCUAUCGAACCCAUGUCUACACCUUCGACUGAGAAUGUCUCAUUUACGGCUCUAUCUUCUCCUGGAUCCAUGAACCAGAGUCUCCCCUCCGACGAAGAUGACACUGUUCGCACGCCAUCUCCUCGACAAAGUACCUUCUUCAAAAAGCAAGGAAGGCGAAUUUCAUCGUCUUCUCAGUUCGCAAGUAUGGUCAACACCCCUCUGUCGACUCCGGCCGUCACACCUGAUGGGCCCCUGUCAGGAUCCAAGUCCAAAGCGUCAGGCCGAUUCAAGAGCUUCUCAAAGAGACUCUCUGGAGCAUUCACGCUUAAACCUCCUCCGCCUUCUCGACCUUCCAUCUUGCCUCCUGCACAGACAUUCAAGACCCAAGCGGUCCAGAACGGACCGAAAUUGCAAAAUGUGACUGCUGCGACGAGAGCCUCCAUGACGGUCGUGAGAAGUCCCAAGCCUACUAUACCUGGGCACCGUGCGACCUUGUCGACGUCGCUGCCCCCGUCGUCGACGACGACCAAGUCGACAUACCAGUCACCCAAAAUCAAAGGGGCGGAGCAAUGCGAUUUCCCUUGCUUGUAUGAGCCGACAGAAGUGAAGAAGACGACCAACCACGCAGUCAAUGAGCCCAUCAUCGAAGAAGUCGCUGGGCAAGCUUGA